This is a messenger RNA of Plasmodium malariae, 762 nucleotides long. Its product is annotated as fam-m protein. NCBI's taxonomy places the organism in Eukaryota, Apicomplexa, Aconoidasida, Haemosporida, Plasmodiidae. The transcript is spliced from 2 exons. The record is from RefSeq and is a predicted model, not a curated record. The coding region runs from base 1 to 762 and encodes 253 amino acids.
AUGGAGCAAAAAAUUAGGCUAAUUUUAUUUAUUAAAAUUGUUGAGUUUAUCUUUUCAACUUGGAUAUGUCAUUUUAACAAUAAUAUAAGAUUGUGUAACGAAUCAUUGAAUGAUAAAUUCAACCUUGAUAGAAAAUCAUCCACAAGUAAUUAUCGAUCACUAGCAACAUAUAAACAGAAAAAGGAUUCAAAUAUAUUGGGCUUAAGAGAAGAUAUACCAAAUAAUCUAGUGCACAAAAAAAGAAAUAUAUCUAACAGUGAAAAUGGAAGUGAAGAAAGAAACAAAAAAUCUAAUGGAUGUUUAUUAAAUAAAGCACAGUACUAUUCGGAAGUUGUAGAUUAUAAUAAUGGAAUGUUUGAUGGAAAACAUUUUCAUUUUGAAAAAAAAUGGAUAAAAAAAAAAGAUUAUGAUAAUUUUCUUCAAAAAAAGAGAAGAAUUUGUGAUAUAACUUUAAAAAAAAUAAAAUUUAAAAAUUAUGGAUUUGGAGUUGCCAUAUUUCUUUUUUUUUUCUUGUUAGGCAUACUAUUACCAACAUUACGGGGAUAUGAAAUGUCUUUUACUAACGACCAGAGGGGAAAAGAGCAGGUACUUUUUUCAUUUAUAGAACACUUGAAAACCUUAACAAAAUUAGAAGAAGGUCAUAUAUAUCUAAUUUUAUUUGGAGUACUUAUGAUUAUAUUAUCCAUCCUAGUAAUAAUAACAAUUUAUAAGAUCUUAAAAAAUAACGAAAAAUAUAAUAAAAUUAAGUUAAUGACUGAGUAA